Exophiala mesophila is the source of this 3271-nucleotide messenger RNA. RefSeq lists its product as hypothetical. NCBI's taxonomy places the organism in Eukaryota, Fungi, Ascomycota, Eurotiomycetes, Chaetothyriales, Herpotrichiellaceae. The record is from RefSeq and is a predicted model, not a curated record. Gene Ontology annotation, biological process: signal transduction; regulation of GTPase activity. The transcript is spliced from 3 exons. The coding region runs from base 754 to 3012 and encodes 752 amino acids. Gene Ontology annotation, cellular component: cytoplasm.
CAUUCAUUUCUUGAUCGACACUUCAAGCCUGACGAGACGAGCUGGUGAGAAAGACCAUCAGCCUGUGCCUGCCUCCCUUACCUCCCUGCGCAACAAGAACACAACAUCCAACUCAUCCUCCUCUCAUCCAUGUUCCCAUCUGCCUAAGACGGGCGCUGCGAUGCCAACCUCUGCAUUUCCUUGUGUACCCUCUACCUCUCACUCUUUUCUAGUGUCACCAAUCCCAAACCCUUGAGUCUUCUCCUUCCCUUGGCCUCUCCCACCUCAGGACCUUCGAGGCAAACCCUCUCCCUGACCACUCCUUCCAUCGCGCAACCAUGGCCGCUGUUGCCGACUCCAGCUUUGGUGCACACGACCCCAAAAGCCCACGCUCGCCUGUCUUGAAUCGAGACAACGACCUCCCACCAGUCCCAGCCCCUGCCGCCUCGAACGGCGACUCUGAUCCCACCCAGCGGCAGAAUAUUCGACAGGUCCUCUCGUCUGAUAUUGGCAUCAAUACCCUUCUCACGCGCUUGAAACAGAGCAUUAGCUCCACGCGGGUAUGUCUCCUUCGACCUCAGCCCAUUGACCCCUCGACCUCAAACAAACGCUGACCACGGCCAGGACUAUGCCCUCUUUCUCAAAGACCGUUCCGUCCUCGAAGAAAAGCACGCUACCGGCCUCAAGAGGUUGGCUCAAAAUGCUCAACACAAUAUCACUAGGCCCGAGAGCAGGCAGGGUUCAUACGCAACCGUCUAUCAGGAAAUCGCACGCAUGAACGAACGUCUGGCAGAACAAGGCCUUGUGUUUUCCAGCACUCUUCACGCCAUGUCGGAGGAAUUGUACGACUUGGCCAGCAAUUCCGAAAAGGGCCGCAAGCAUUGGAAACAAUUUGGCCUCAACGCCGAGAGGCGCGUACAAGAUGCCGAACUCGCCAUGGACAAGGCCAAGGGCAAAUAUUAUUCACUAGCCGAGCAAUUCGACAAGGUCAAAACCGGCGAACGAACAUCUGGCAAAUUCGGCAUCAAGAAGAACGCCGCUCAACACGAGGAGGAACUUCAACGCAAGGUCGAGACCGCCGACAGCGAUUAUGCCUCCAAGACCCAGUACGCCCAAACCCAACAGCACGAGUUGCUGUCCACCUUGAGACCCCAAACCAUCAAUGCACUGCAAGACCUCAUCUACGAGACCGACGCCGCCCUCGCUUCUCACGUUCAAAAGUUUGCCGUCCAGAGUGAGAAAUUGUUGUUGGGCUAUGGACUCAACAUCACCCCACUCAAAGCCCAGUCGUCCUCUGGCAUGCCCGUCCAGAAAAGUCUCCGAGAGUUGGCGGCGAGUAUUGACAACGAACACGACUUUGCGGAUUAUGUCCUCGCCUUCACCAACCAGGCCGAGGCUCGCCCCAACGAGAUCAAGUACGAGAAGCAUCCCUCCUUUGCGACUAGACAGCAACAGCAAUCCCAGUUCGGAGGCUAUGGUCCCGGUGCCGAGCCUCAUCCUUCAAACCCUCCGCAGUAUGGCGGCUAUCACUCAAGCCCUCCACCUCAGAGCCAAGGCCAAUUCGGGUCCUAUCAAGAGACCUCCUACGACAACCACGGUGGUCAGCAACAAUACCCGCCCCAACAGCCUCAUCACCCAGCUGGUUUUGGCUACGGAUCCGGUUCACAGUCACGGCCUGCCCCCGAAGAUCAAUUGCCUUUCCAGAGCCAAGCACCAGCUCGACCACCGCAGCAGGCCCGUCAACAAUCCUUUGGCCCUCCACAACUGCCUCAAAUCGACGGUCUCGGCUCGGGACAAUUUUCCGGACAGAGUACUGGCGUUGUGAGCGCAGAUUCACCAUCUAGUCAUAAUCGCAAUGUCUCUCUUCCCUUUGGUUCACAAGUCGGUGGAGCAGUACACCCUGCACGGGGGGCCUCUCUUGGGCCGCAGGGUGAAUCUGGAGAUGCAGCCGGUCCCCCACAGGACCGAUCAGAUAGCCCAGGCCCGAACUCUAUAUCGGACCCUCGUCACCAAGCGUCUUCUUCUGCUUUCGGUCCAGGCCCUUGGUCCACCCCGCCGCCUCACCUCGCAAGUGAGAUACGACCUGCCGGGACAGGGUAUCCACCCCAGCAGCAAGGUAUCACGAACUCUGCUCGAGGAGGCGCCCCACCUGUGGCCCCCGAGAGCGCGGGACAGACUGGCCCCCAGGCAGGUCCUCCCGCAGGCACUGCCGGCCCCGGCGCGUACGGCAACACCGGACUCGGCCGGGAGGUGCAAGAUUCGUCUCGAACACAGGCGCCACCAGGGGCUCGUGGACCAAACGGAUCAACCGAGAGCCACACGAGGAUGCCCGAGCCUUUCCCCGUAGCCACUCCGCCGGCGAAACCUCCCGGAGGCCAAAGGACCACUGGGCCACCCACCAACCCGAUCUUUGGCGUGUCCCUGGACGAGCUGUUUCGACGAGACGAGUCUGCUGUCCCGACGAUAGUGUACCAGUGUAUCCAAGCGGUGGACCUGUAUGGACUGGAUACAGAAGGCAUAUAUCGUAUUUCGGGCUCGGCCAAUCACAUUAUGGAAAUCCGACAAAAGUUCGACCAGGAUGCCACACAGGUGGAUUUUCGGAGUGCAGCAUCUUUCUACAACGACAUUGCUUCGGUGACGACACUGCUCAAGCACUUCCUCAGAGACCUGCCUGACCCACUGCUCACCAAUGCACAGUACUCGGCGUAUAUUCAAGCUGCCAAAAUUGAGGACGAGAUUGUUCGACGGGACUCGAUCCACGCACUCGUUAAUGCAUUGCCAGACCCCAAUUAUGCAACAUUGAGGGUUCUUGCUCUUCACCUCAAUCGGGUGGCCAACCACAGCGAUAGGAACAAGAUGACUCAUGGCAACCUGGCUAUUGUGUUUGCGCCUACCUUGAUGGGACAGGGCAAGUCGGGGCCCAAUAGCACGCCAACCUCGCCCAACACCGACAUUGCUGAUGCCGGGUGGCAGGCCAAAGUGGUGGAAACUAUAUUGGUCAACACACUUCAGAUCUUUGACGACGAUGAAUGAGGGGAUUGGGACCCAGGGGGUUGUUAAAAUGGAGGUUGGGGUUACUCUGGUUUAUGCGACGUCUCUGCAAUGUUGGUGUACAACAAGGAUGAAGAGAUCUCUGGACAGUUUCCGCCUCGGGUGGAGACGAACAGGGCGUUUGAGCCGGUGCUGAAGCUGGAAGAUCUUGGACCAAUCUAAUUUAUUAUCUAUACAUCUAUUCUUUGGUAGACGUGACCAGCAGAAGCUGAAGCAAUCAUAUCAUUGCUGUCUUUGCGUA